Messenger RNA from Protopterus annectens (West African lungfish), 4180 nucleotides. RefSeq names its product sphingomyelin phosphodiesterase 5-like. Gene Ontology annotation, biological process: sphingomyelin metabolic process. Gene Ontology annotation, cellular component: cytoplasm; extracellular region. The coding region runs from base 1477 to 3300 and encodes 607 amino acids. NCBI's taxonomy places the organism in Eukaryota, Metazoa, Chordata, Ceratodontiformes, Protopteridae. The record is from RefSeq and is a predicted model, not a curated record. The transcript is spliced from 8 exons. Gene Ontology annotation, molecular function: sphingomyelin phosphodiesterase activity.
GAGGUAUGCUACGCGCUUCUUAAAACGACUUAGUCAAGAAAGGAAACCUUUCCAGUUAUAACGCCUUAGCAAGGAAACAAUGCGUGUAAAUAGCCCUUUAACCCGAGGAAGAAGAAAAAUAAAACUCUUUCGUUUUGAAAUAUGUGUUUUUGAUAACAAAACACAGUGGUUUGAUGCUGCGGAAUAAUAAGAAACCCAACAGAUACGCACUCCAAAAGUGACAGAAUGAAAUCUCAAAUCGUAGGGCCAAACCCUUGUUGGCAGAAUUUAACACAAUUUCGCCGUCGACACACUCUGCUAGAUAUAAUAAAACGCCGCGAAAACAUUAAACCGUUAUACGUGAGGACAGAUUCCAUCUCCUGUAAGCGGGACCCUCUACAGGCCCCAAGGACUUUCUGCAGUCACUCAUCUCACUUGCUCAGUGAUCUUUAAUAAACCCUAUAGCUCUCAACAAAUUCGGGACAAAUCCAGAAAUAAUCAGGUACACUUUUAAAAUGUUAAUACUAUUAACUCAAUAUAAUAUGAACUAGUAUACACUUUCGGAAGUAAAAUACGUCUAUAAUUAUAUUUAUUGUCAUUAUUUAUCAAAUGUAAUUCACCACUUUUUCUCCAGAAGUCAUCAAUUUUUUAGGAGGGACAGAACUAAAAUUUGAGUCAAAAUCAGGGGCUGUUGAGGGGUAUGAUCCAUACAUUUCUGUUUCGACUUUUAGUAUUUUUUAAGCGUAGCCGCUUCCGCAAUAAGUUUACUUUCACAAUCAGCUCUUGUCCUAGUGGUCACGAUUACCCUGCACAUAGAAGUAUAUGUACACGGUGCCGCUGUAACUCUCAACUAGUCGGGGAGAAAUCCAGAAAAAAUCAGGGACGUCACGUUUCUAAAAUAUUAGAACUAGUAAUUUGGCACAUUGGCAGAAUAAGAGAAUGUGGAUUAAUGUAAAAUUUUGAAAUAAGUCUGAAACCCUAAUUAUUUAUUAAGUACAAUUCACCAAGAGACACACAUUUAACUCAAAAUCAGAGACAGUUGAGAGGUAUAAAUGCAACUGUCAGAAGUCAGGUGAUCAAACAAGCUACACCUAAGCGGACGAAGCCCGUAGAGAAAGCCCCGCCUCCGCCGGUGUCCUUCUCAGGUCGGGCCGCUCUAAGCUCCUCCUUCAGUAUGUUCCUCUGCCAGGUUGGACGGUUCCUGAUGGGUUACAUUCUUAAGGUUUUAGAAUGGCAAAGGGUGAGGCAGGGACGACUUGGAGUCACAUGCUUUCUUCGCCAAGUUGAGAAGCUGCAGAUUUUUAUUGACAUACAGAAAUCGUUUUUAUAGCUCUCUCUCAUCUCUGACUGAGCUUUUCAGUUUUAUGUGCCAUGAAGUUUGAAAUGGAAUGAUGAUGCAUUGGAAAAGUACUGUUGACUACAGAUUUGUCUGCUGUGCAUUACCCUGUGGAACCGUGCAGGAAAUGAGCCACAAUUCCCAGAAUAUGACUAUUUGACAUGCGAUUUUGUAAGGACACAAUGGUUUUACGUGAAUCUCCAUUCCCAAACUGCUUCCUUGCCAGCCUCCACAGUCUUGCUUGGGGCCUUAUUUUCCCGUGUUACUGGCUACUUGACCGAAUUUUGGCCACUUGUGUGUCGACUACAUUGGAGAAACAGAAAAGGAUAGAGCAAGAGUGUUACCUUUACCCCUUGAAAAUAAUUUUUGGAGGAGCACUAUACAUUAUCCUGUUCGUGAUCUCUCUGCCUUUUGCUUUGUUUGGCUUUAUCCUCUGGGUUCCUUUACAGGCUGCCCGUCGACCAUAUGCCUACUGCUACAAUCCUAAAGUUGAAGAAAAAGUGCAAAAGAAAUGGGUUUCUAAGGAAAGUGGCAUGCUUUUCAGCUUCAUUAGUGCCAACCUUUGUCUUCUGCCUGAUGGUCUGGCAAGGUUCAGCAACUUAUCACACAGUCAGAAAAGAUCCUGUAUCAUUGGCCAGUACAUUAUGGAUGGAGUCUGUAGGCCUCGAAUUAAAAUCUGCAUUGAUUCACCAAGUACAGUGACUCUCAGCCCUGGAAGUAAAAGAGGCAGCCUGUUCCCUUCUAGGCAGUCCUCGUAUGGUGCUAUUGAAUCCCACCCCUCAGAUGAAGCCUUACUGAGAGACUCAAACCUGCGGUACAUUGACAGCUCCGAAGAAAGCAGUGAACUGGAAAGGAAGAUUGAUGGCAUGUCACCAAAUGGAAGCAUAAACUUUGAGCCUGCUGCUGCUGACCCUUCUGUUGUCACUCUGGCCGUUUCAGGUCACGUGGCUCAGAACUCUGUGGAAGGCCUCUCUCCCACAGGACAUCCAACCCAACAACACACUGGCCCCAGGACACGGUAUAAGAAAAAUAAGAUUAAUAAGGAUGCUUACUGUGAAAUCUCAUCACUCUUCCCUGCUGAUGCUGACUUUGUUUGUCUCCAGGAAGUGUUUGACAAGAGGGCAGCAGCCAGGCUGAAAUCUUUGUUGAGCCCUUUCUUUGGACAUGUCUUGUAUGACAUUGGCAUUUAUGCCCUUUAUGGCUGCUCAGAUUUUAAAUUCUUCAACAGUGGUCUUUUCCUGGCCAGUCGGUAUCCCAUUCUGGAUGCAAAGUACCGCUUUUAUCCUAAUGGAAGAGGAGAAGAUGCCCUAGCAGCGAAAGGCCUUCUUUGUGUAAAGAUUCAAGUUGGCAGCACUUGUCAGAAUGAACAGACUGACAUUGUGGGAUACCUUAACUGCACUCACCUGCAUGCUCCAGAAGGGGAUGGGCAAAUCCGCUGUGAGCAAAUGACUGUUAUGAUGGAAUGGAUAAAGGAAUUUCAACAAUCCACUCUUAAAACUGGUGAGAAAGUAGCAUUUGAUGUCCUCUGUGGCGAUUUCAACUUCGACAACUGUUCUCCAGAUGACCAUCUGGAGCAAAGCCACAUUGUGUUUAAUACCUAUAAGGAUCCAUGUCGAGUGGGAGCAAUGCAGGAUCAUCCCUGGGCUAUAGGGACCUUGCUGCAGGCAGCAAACCUGUAUGAUGUAAAUGUCAGGACACCAGAGGGACUUCAGAGAAUUUUGGAAAAUGAGGAACAUCGGAAAUUAUACAUUGCCCCACCAAUUAAUCCUGAUGGAAGCAACUACGAUUGUGAACAGACUGGGUCACCUUGGAUAGGACGUCGCAUUGACUAUAUCAUGUUCUGUGACAACUCUGUCUCAAAGCAUUACAAAACAGAACUUGAAGAGUUCUGCUUCAUCACUCAGCUAGCUGGACUUUCUGACCACAUUCCUGUUGGUCUUCGUCUGUUUGUCACCACUGCAGAGGAAGAAAUGGAAGCUCUUUAAUAAUUACUAACUCCUCAAGGACAUUUAUGUUUUACCUAACAAUGAAAAAGGUUAUAAAAAUACCUAGACAGUUUCAGCAUAUAAACACAGGAAAAGUAAAUCCAGGCUUCAAAGUCAUCGAAAUAGUUUUCAAAAUAUUUUUGGAAAACUGCAGAAGAUAGAUUUAAAAACUGUUCAUUUUAUUACAGAACUAAGAAUCUAAACAUUAUUUCUAAUAUGUAGAGAGCAAACCAGCAUAAGUCAUUUGUUUUUCAUGGAUCACAUGAAUUGCUGAGGAUUCAGCUGUCACCUAAAAUGCAUUGUUGGGUACAGAGGAAUGUCACAUUUCUGAAUAACUGAUGGGAUUCUGCACCUCCGCAUCAAAGUUGCCAUUCUUAUAGAAGCUGCCAAGAUGCUCUUAACAAGUGCUGCAUAGAAAUGUUUACAACUUUGGUGCCAGUUCUUUGUUUUUCUCAGCAUUACGUUUCUCAGACUAGUAGCAAAAUUCUGUUUUAACUUAUUGUUUACAUUGAGAACUUGGACUGACCCAGUUUACAAAUACAGAUCUGUUGGUUAAAAUGAAACUUUAUAUCUUCUUCAUGUGAUGUAUGGUGUACUGAUAUUUUCAGGAGCUCCUUAAGCCAUAAUUGGGUGCUGUAUGUCUGCUCUCCAGAAAAUGGGCUCGGUAUUAUUGAGGUUGUAGACUUCAUCUGCAUUUUGUGCCUCAUAAAACUGGCAUUUGCAGUCUCUGUAAGAUGUAUUAAAAAAUUAGGAAAUUGGGAUUUUGGAUAACUAAACUAGGUAGCCGAUCAAUUAAAGCACAUUUGAAAUAAUUUAUAGUUUUUUUCUGUUUACUGUUGGGCCACAGCUUUUGCAAUAAACAUAGUCUUUCUACAUGGUA